AUGUCCCAAGGUGACUGGCACAUCGAAAAGGACGCAAACGUGAACUAUGACAUGCCGUUCAGAGGAUUACGAGCUUGUGCUGAACGUGCCUCGAAGCCGCGCACGACAAACUUGGAUCGAAUUUCGAAGACCACCAAGGAAUUGGUGAGAAGAAGGACCUUGCGGCUUGAUCCGAACGCAUCGCACACUGAGCGGUUAGUAGCAAACACUAGCUGUAGAAGAGCAUCGCAGGAGGAUCUUUCGAAAUACAGGCAGAAGAUUCUAGAAGCAGCACAAAGAAGAACGAGUCUAAAGAAGUGCCGUAGGGAUCUCCGCGAAUAUAAUAUUCCGCUAGCAGCUUUGUUGAGCGAAGACGGGACUCGCACGUCUUCUCGUCGUGAGAUGGAAAUCAUUACGGAGAGGUUCCACUCGAACCUUUUCCGUUCAUCAACUCAUUUGUCAAGUCCGAUCAUCCCUACUGGUGAAGCACCACCACGUAUUCUCCUUUCCCUGAUUUAA
This is a messenger RNA of Necator americanus (New World hookworm), 498 nucleotides long. RefSeq lists its product as uncharacterized. The record is from RefSeq and is a predicted model, not a curated record. Lineage: Eukaryota; Metazoa; Nematoda; Chromadorea; Rhabditida; Ancylostomatidae. Bases 1 to 498 code for a protein of 165 amino acids. The transcript has a single exon.